Molecule: messenger RNA, 894 nt
Organism: Daldinia childiae
Lineage: Eukaryota; Fungi; Ascomycota; Sordariomycetes; Xylariales; Hypoxylaceae
Product: putative cenp-o kinetochore centromere component protein
Exons: 2
Coding region: 1-894 (297 amino acids)
Cellular component (GO): Mis6-Sim4 complex; kinetochore
Source: RefSeq, a predicted model, not a curated record
AUGACUUCUGAAGAACCACAAUCACAAGAACUUUCCGUUGCGGAGAAGUUAGAUAAUGAGAUUGCAACUUUGAGAGCUCAAGUGGAAUCAUUAAAACGAGAUCUCAAGUUGCAAACUGCUACUCUAAUAACAUCAGACUCGACGCUUCAGAUAUUGCAAGCUGAUUCAACGAAGAAAUCAAGGUCAAAAAGGUCAAAUGACAGCUCUAGACUUCAGGAGCUGUUAACGAGAGCUGAUGAGCAAAAUGCCCAUAAACAGCAAUGUCUCUACCGAACUUGUGCUUCUAUCACGACUUUUAAAGUGCGCGACCCGGAUCCUAAUGCAGUAGAUGGGGGUAAUGUUUUGGGUUUACGAUUUGAAGUCAUGUCCAAGUCUCGGUUCCUUCGACCUUAUUAUGUUAUGCUGAACCGGCCCUACCCGAAUUCCCGGUUUCUGCGUAUCCACCGGCAUACCGUUCCCCAAUGUAUACCACUUUCUGGAUUGACGGCUCGGUAUCUCCCUCCACCAGUAGCCAAAGACGAAGACAACGAUAUGCCAAAGAGGCAAGAUUUGUCGAGUUUCGUGCGGGCGCUAAGGCGAGAGCUAGUUCGUUAUCACAAUCGUACAGCCGUUAUCGGGGACCUACGAAGCAUGGCAGGUUUGGAGAGUAAGAAAGGAAAGGCUAAAGAAUUGGAGGUUCCAAUCACCGAUAUCAGUGCGGCUGAUGCACAAGCAAAGCAAAUCCGUGUCGAAUGGAACGACGGACGCUCGGGACGGUUGGUAAUGGAUGACGAUGGUGACAUUGUGAAAAUGGUCGUACAGGGCGAGGACGGACAGGAUCGAGAAACUAUGAGACAAUUUCUGGGCGGGAGCCUCCGCGUCGAAGAUGUGGUUAAACAACUUGAAAGUGCAUGA